Messenger RNA from Schizophyllum commune H4-8, 935 nucleotides. RefSeq lists its product as uncharacterized. Bases 297 to 935 code for a protein of 212 amino acids. The transcript has 2 exons. NCBI's taxonomy places the organism in Eukaryota, Fungi, Basidiomycota, Agaricomycetes, Agaricales, Schizophyllaceae. The record is from RefSeq and is a predicted model, not a curated record.
CCUCCAUCCACUUGCCAAAUCAAGUAGAAGUGCCCGUCCAUUCACUGCCUUUUCUGCGCUUCUAUUCUUCUCUUCUAAUGGCUUCUAGCAAUCCUGAUGCACUGCCCACUAUUUGUGAAGGCCUUUACACUUGCGCCCACAGCAACCUCCUCGCAUAUAUAUAGGAAGGGCAAAGAGGCAGAGAAACCUAAGAUUCCGUCGACUAGCUCCUCACUCCUCGCCACUCUACACCGUCUUCGUUGUCUCUCGGCGUUUUCAAGGACGCCUCUGUUGUGUCAACCCCCAUUCUAUCUUCCAUGUCGACUGAGCCCGCUGUACGACACACACCUCUGGGUGCCUCCGUGUCGCUGUCCGGCACCACCAAGGAACAUAACUCUUCCAGGGGCACAUUGAUCCGCUUUUCGCACCGCUCGACCAUCACCGCUGCCAAAAUGCGGCGCCAGCAGUUGGCUUAUCGACGGCCCUGUACACGGCAGCAGCAGAUGGAACUGCUAAACAGCUUGGGCCGCGCGGUGAAUAUGAUUCCAGAAACUAAGGACAAAGGGCUUCGCCAAUGCCCGGUGAAUCUCAAGGUCAUCGAGAGCAUAUUCUCCGGUUACACCCCAUUCUUUGACCACGCUCACGUCGUGAUCUUGGGCUUGGCCACCAACCAGCCUUACCGAAAACUCUGGACAUGGAAAGAUAAUAAUCGAGAGUUUCGCACAAUCAAGGGCAAGCAGCGCGUUACCGGGCUUGCACGGCCUUGGUUUCUGGAGCCUGGAAAGGCUAUCCGUGUAUAUCCCGAGAAAGUUCGCGCUGUUGAGGAGAUGACCCUCGAGCGGCUUAUACAGCUUGUGGAAGCCGAGCGGGACCGUCAAACGAUCCUCUUGGGUGUGGAAGGCUUUGUGCCGAAUCACAAAGCCUCAAAGGAGGCCGCCGGCACCCUUGCACUCUGA